AUGACACCUGAAGAAUUUAGUCGUGAAAUCUUUCUUCUAAUGGAAAAGGGCCUUUCAAUUUCUCCUCAAGGGGCCAAUUCUGAGGACUUAGCUCAAAACUUUAAGGAUAAAAAUAUACAGCCUACCAUGGAAAAUGUAUAUAUGCUUGUUAUUAAAUCCAGAGCCAAGAAACUUGGCGAUUUUGACGACUCUGUUGUUGCUCGAUAUGGUGAACUCUCGUGGUUCACGCUUUCUGAAGAAGAAGAAAGUAAAAUUAAGAUGCAAUACCAAACCAUUGUAAAUCAAAUUAUUACAAUUUUGACAUCACGUUCAUCGAUGUCUAUGCUAACUAUUUAUACCACUUCAACCACUGAGCAGCCGUGGGAAGACAUAUUUAAUGACGAGCGUAGAAGUUAUUUUGUUUUAUCAUUAGACCAAGAGGACAACAGAGCAUUUACAGAAACAAAACUAAACGAAAUAUUAGGAAAAUUACAAAGUAUUUACCCAAUGGCUGAAUAUAAGCCAAGAAAAGACAACAAUUUUUCUAAUAAUAUAAAUGUAGUAAUAGAAAGCCCGUUAAUCACACAAAUUAAGUGGUUAGCAGAUAAUAAACAAGUAAAGAGAAAGAAACCAGAGGAUCCGCCAAAGUGG
This is a messenger RNA of Dentiscutata erythropus, 630 nucleotides long. The record is from the annotation of a GenBank genome assembly. NCBI's taxonomy places the organism in Eukaryota, Fungi, Glomeromycota, Glomeromycetes, Diversisporales, Gigasporaceae.